ACCGCACCUCCCCCAACAAAACCGACACGCUUACUUCACCGCUUUUUCAUAUCCACCGCCCAUCUUCACCUGCCCUAUAAAACCAGCCCUUUUUCCACUUUAAUUCUCUCACAAAUUCAACGCCGAAAAAACCUACAAAUCCUUUGAAACUCUGCCCCAAAUUCUUAUCCGAAAGGAAAAAGCUAUAGUUCCUUAGUGUUUUCAUGGCUCAAGGAGCAAUACCGAUAUCCAGCAGGAAAUGGCUAAAGAGGAAGAGCAAAAGAGGCUGAAAUACUUGGCAUUCGUGCAAGUAGCCGCCGUUCACGCCGUCUUGUCCUUCACCAGCCUUUACCUUUACGCUAAGGAAAGAUCGGGACCUUUGAAGCCUGGCGUCGAGACCGUCGAGGGGACGGUUAAGAGCGUGGUCCGACCGGUUUACGAUAAGUAUCAUGAUGUACCUGUUGAGCUACUUAAAUUCGUUGAUACCAAGGUUGAUGAAUCUGUCACCAAGCUUGAUGGUCGAGUCCCUCCAGUUAUCAAACAGAUGUCAACCAAAGUCUUCUCCGCCGCCCAAAAGGCUCCGGCGGUGGCUCAUGGCGUGGCAUCCGAUGUCCACCGUGACGGAGUGGUGAACACUGCCUCGGAAUAUGCAAAAUCCGUGUACACCAAGUACGAACCCACUGCAAAAGAGCUUUAUGCAAAGUAUGAGCCCAAGGCUGAACAAUGUGCCGUCUCGACUUGGCGUACACUCAAUAAGCUCCCCCUCUUCCCUCGAGUUACCUCGGUAGUCAUCCCGACGGCCGCAUAUUGUACGGAUAAGUAUAACCAGACGGUGGCUAUGGGUGCGGAAGGGUAUAAGGUGGCCUCGUAUUUGCCUCUGGUUCCUACUGAGAAGAUUGCCAAGGUCUUUGGUGAGCAGAAGACCGAAAUGGAACCAUUGGAGCCGGUGGCAUCCGCAAGUUGAUUUUGAUUUGAAUCCGUUUAUAUGCUUAUAUUUAUAAUCUGGAUUUCUUUUAUGCUUUACUAGCUGGCUUUUGUGAUUGGAUUCAACUGUGGAUUUUUAAGUUUCAUGUUUACGGCUUGGGUCAUUCGUACUGUGUCUUAUGUGUACUGUUUGGUAUGUAUCAUAUUUUAUAAGAACUUAUAAUAUAAUUAUGGUUUAA
Messenger RNA from Hibiscus syriacus, 1142 nucleotides. Its product is annotated as REF/SRPP-like protein At3g05500. NCBI's taxonomy places the organism in Eukaryota, Viridiplantae, Streptophyta, Magnoliopsida, Malvales, Malvaceae. The record is from RefSeq and is a predicted model, not a curated record.